Adineta ricciae is the source of this 4485-nucleotide messenger RNA. Lineage: Eukaryota; Metazoa; Rotifera; Eurotatoria; Adinetida; Adinetidae. The record is from the annotation of a GenBank genome assembly.
AUGGGUUGUACAGGUACGAAAGCAAGCAAAGCUGAAGGUGAUAUCGAUCGUUACCAUGUGGAAAUUCUGAAUGCCGCACAAGGAGAUGAUGUCAGACGUCUUAAAGAAAUCUUCGAUGAAUUGGAUAAACGUAAAGCGACAACAACUAAAAAAGAAGUGCUUAAUAUGGUUAUGCUUAUUCAAUUCAAUCUUCCACCUUCAGAAGAGUUUCCUUCCUUUUCUCUUUCUUCUUCUUCAUCAACACCGUAUCUUUCGCCUAAAUCAUUCGCGGAUAUAAGUCCACACGUAGCUACCAACUGGACAGAACAAGUGUUAUCACAAGCAUUACCGUUGAAUGACUAUCCACGUCCGCAUUUACGACGUCAAACAUGGUUAAAUCUCAAUGGACAUUGGUUAUUCGCGACAACCGACCUCAAUGAUACAUUUCCAGUCCAAUUUGAUCGACUGGUUCGCGUUCCUUUCCCUGUUGAAUCCUAUUUAUCAGAUCUUGAUGAAUAUGUCGAUGAACACAUGUUCCUCUGGUAUAAACGAAUGUUCAACCUACCAUUUGCUUCACAAUCACGCAUUCUUCUACAUUUCGAUAAAGUCGAUUAUGAAACCGUUGUUUACAUCAACGACAAACUCGUUGGGAUCAGACAUUGUGGAGGCUAUGACCCGUUUUCUUACGAUAUAACCUCGUACAUUCAUUACGAAGAUUCAAAUGAGAUCGUCGUGCGUGUUUGGGAUCCAUCCGAUCAUUGGCAUCAAGCACGAGGAAAGCAAAUGUUAGAUGUCACAGAACGCAACUCAAUCUUCUAUACACCUUGCUCAGGUAUAUGGGGAACUGUAUGGUUAGAGCCUGUUCCCGAUGUAUAUAUUAAUCGUGUACAAUUUCAAACAAAAAUAUCGACGGAAACAGUUCACUUGAACUAUCAAGUUGAUCUUUUUCUCCCAUCGAUGCAUUCGAAAUAUGCUUUUAUCGAAUACGAAGACGAUGCACGAGAAUUGUUGGAUGUUGCCUUUGAAAAACCAUCACAAGAAUCGAUGAAUAGUGAUUACCAGCUGAAAAUCCAUAUCUUCAAAGCUAAUCAUGAACAUUUCCAUACUUUAACCACACGGCAAAUCAAUCAAAACAAUCAGUUCGUUUUCUCUCUAUCUGAUAUCAACCUUUGGUCACCUGAAGAUCCCUAUCUAUACCAUAUACGUAUUGAUUUAUAUCGAAAAACAACAUUAAUUGAUCGAGUCACCAGUUAUGUUGCAUUUCGGCAGAUUUCGCUUUGCAUGAAAAGCAAACGAAUCUGUCUGAAUCACAAACCAUAUUUCAUGUUUGGUGUUCUCGAUCAAGGCUACUGGCCAGAUGGCUUAUAUCGUGCGCCAACGGACGAAGCGUAUAAAUAUGAUAUAGAACAAAUGAAAAAGCUGGGUUUUAACACUUUACGAAAGCACAUGAAGAUUGAAACAUCAAGAUGGUACUACUGGUGUGAUGUACUAGGAAUGCUAGUUUGGCAGGAUAUGCCUGCGGGUGAUUCGUAUCAAGGUUAUGAAAUUGAAUUUGAGCAAGACAGGCAAUUACGUUUACAUCGAGAUAAUCGAACGAAUGGUCUGCCAACGAAGUCUUCGAUGAAUGAAGAUACGUCCGCUCGUCGGAAAAAGCCCUUAUACCGAGAAUACCCAUCGAAAAUUCGGUUUGAAGAAGAAUUACAAACCAUGAUUGAUUUUCUUUCAUUCCAUCCAUCGAUUGUCAUUUGGGUUCUAUUCAACGAAGAGUGGGGCCAAUAUAACACGGUUCGUCUAGCUAAAUGGAUCGAAUCCUACGAUCCAAAUCGGCUAGUAAACGCAGCUAGCGGUUGGCAAGAUCGUGAAAAUGUGGGUCAUAUGCGAGAUAUUCACGAUUAUACUCGUAAUAUACUCUUACCAACGAUUAAUGACUCAAACCGAGCAUUAGUUCUUGGAGAAUGCGGUGGGUUCGGCCUGACCAAAUCUGGAUGGAGCUACAAUCAGUACCCUGAUGAAUAUUUACUAACAUACGCAUUUGAACAACUCGUUGUUAAUCUCUCCGGACGUCUAUCGGCAAUGAUUUAUACUCAAUUAUCCGAUGUUGAAAAUGAAAAGAAUGGAAUGCUGACUUACAAUCGAAAAAGACUGAAACUCCUUUCCGAGCAUGCAAAUCGUGUGCUGAAACAUGAUUUCUCUCGUUUGUAUAAACUUGAAUACGUAUGGAAUUUAACCUCCAUUCCAUUGACUAAUUACACUCGACUAUCUCUAAAGCCUUCAUUUCAUUUGAUGUUAAACCCGAAUAAUAUUAUGUCGUCCAUGUUUUACUUCUACACAUGUUACUUGUACUCACUUGUAAAUAUCAACAUUAAUAAUCACUUUCAAUUGAUUCUUAAUCGCACACAUGAUACUCUCGAUUACUAUUAUAUACCUCUACCACUGAAUCUCUUUCGUAAUAACCGAUUUAAUCAACAGUACUCUCUUGGUUAUCGAGAAGCAGACGGCUUGACAGCUCUGAGUAUAGCAGCUGGAAAAAAGCACAAAACACUAACUGAAAUUUUAGCUACAUGUCCCGAAGUCGACGUCAACAAAGCAUCAUUAUCCGGUAUUACACCAUUAUUAAUGGUCGCAGAAGUCGGCUGGCCCGAUAUACUUGAUAUUCUAUUACAACGGGGUGCAGUUGUUGACUCAGCACCAUCUGGAAAACGAGCGGAAGAUAAUAAAAUCGCGGGUUCAACACCAUUAAUUGGUGCAACAAAAUACAACCAUCCCGAAUGUGUUAAACGCCUAUUAGCACACCAUGCUAAUCCAAAUCAUCAAAAUCAAUCGGGUAUAUCGGCAUUGAUGUUAGCAGCAGAACAAGGUUAUUUCGACUGUGUUAAAUUACUUGUACAAGCUGGUGCCGAUUUGGAAUUAGCACCAAGUGGACAAUUAGCUUUAACAAUGAACUUAUGUGGUCAAACACCAUUAUUCUGUGCGGCGAAAGAAGGUCGAAUAGAUAUAGUGAAAUAUUUAUUAGAUCGUGGAGCUAAUCCUCGUGUACAAAAUCAUUAUGGUGUCAGUGCAUUAUGGAUUCCAGCACAGAAAGGCAUGUUACAAGUUGUUGAAUUAUUAUUGAAUGCCGGUGCUGAUACGCAUGUUGCACCAUUCGGUAAUCUCGCUGAUGAACUAAACAUAACCGGUUGGACUCCACUUUAUGCGGCGAUGAAAUCUCGAAAAUUCGAUGUAGUGAAACUACUUCUCAAACGUGGUGCCGAUCCAAAUGCAGUGACCAAACUGGGUUCAACACCGUUCUUACUAGCGUCAGAAAUAUGUGAUUUAGAUAUAAUUGAAGCAUGUGUUGAAGCCAAUGCAGAUCUGGAUUUUGCACCAAGUGGUUCAGAUGCUGAUAAUUUGAACAUAACGGGUCAAACAGCACUUUUCAUGGCAACACUGAAAGAUCGUGUUGACGUUGUGAAAUUUCUCAUAGAAAAACACGCACAAGUUAAUGUACAAAAUCGCUAUGGUGUUUCUCCAUUACUUCUUUGUGCCGAAUCGGGAAAUUUUGAACUUGUACAAGCACUUGUUGAAGCGGGCGCUGAUGUGAAUAUCACACCACAAGGUGAUCUAGCCGAAGAAAAUUUUCUCGCCGGACAAACGCCACUUUUCGGUGCAGCGAAGAAAGGUCACGUGGAAAUUUGCCAAUAUCUAAUAAAAAACAACGCCGACGUCAAUGCUGUAACGAUGACGGGCGCCACACCAUUGUACACGGCAACCGAAGAAGGACAUUUAGAAGUCGUCGAACUCUUGAUUCGACAUGGUGCCGAUGUCAAUCGAUCACCACAAGGACAAGUGGCACGUGAUCUUCAUAUUGAAAAUCAAACACCUUUAUUAAUUGCAUGCAUGAGAAAUCAUGAACCGAUCAUUCGACACUUAAUUGAAUCUGGUGCGAAUGUCAAUGUAACAUCGGAACGUGGUUCAUCACCAUUUCUCGCCAUUUGUCAGCAUAAUAAUGUUGAAUUAGCACGAUUACUCAUUCAACACGGCGCACGACAUGAUGUCGAAGCUAAGAAUUUAUACGACGGAAAAAUCAAUGGAUUGAUUGUUGCUGCAGAAUCGGGCUCAUUCGAUAUCUUACGUUUGCUAGUCGAGGCCGGUUUAGAUGUUAAUUACAAAAUUGAAGGAAAAGGCGAAACAGCAGGUCGUACACCAUUAUUCUGCGCGUGUGCAAAAGGCUUUCAAGAUAUUGUAGAAUAUUUAAUUGACCGAGGAGCUGAUGUAAAUGGAACAGAGAAGAGUGGCCUUUCAUGUUUGCACAUUGCGGCAGCUAUGGGCCAUGCCGACACCGUGCGAAUCUUAUGCGAACGCGGUGCCAAUGUUGAUCAACAAUUUCGUUUCGAAGAACAAGAUGUCACAGCCUAUGAUUUAGCCGAAUCUCAGCAGCAUGAUUAUGUUUGUCAAGUUCUUAAGAAUUUCGGCGCACGACAACCACCACAUAGUACAUUGCCCAGCCAUGUAGAACCUAAUAAAUAA